GGUCCCAUAGGGAGCGCCUGAUCCCUCCUCCCAGCUGUCACUGUCUUCUGCCGGCUGCAAGACAUGGGGGAGAUCCCGAACCUGGUGAAAAUCGCAGUCUCCCUUAAAAUCCAGCCCAAUGACGGCGCGGUCUAUUUUAAAGUGGACGGACAGAGGUUCGGCCAGAACCGGACGAUUAAGUUACUAACGGGCGCUAAGUAUAAAAUCGAGGUCGUCCUCAAGCCCGGAGCGCUGAAAGCAACGACUAUGAAUUUAGGUGGAACUAUCAUUCCCCUGGAGGAGAAAUCCAGAGACCCGCAGGUUGUCUGUUACACAGCUUUCUAUGACACGGAGGGAGUGGGCCAUACCAAGAGUGGGGAGAGGCAGCCUCUGCAAGUCAUUAUCCAGUUUGAAGACAUUGGAAGUUUUGAGACCGUAUGGCAAGUAAAGUUUUACAACUACCAUAAAAGAGAUCAUUGCCAGUGGGGCAACAGCUUCAGCAGCAUUGAAUAUGAGUGCAAACCCAACGAGACCCGAAGCCUAAUGUGGAUCAAUAAAGAGAUGUUCCAUUGAAGCCUACUAAGCUGGACAAUUUUCUAAUGAGCUAAUCAACCUGACCAGCAGAAUGAGCCUAAGAAAGCCACAUAUUAGUGUAUAUAGCAUAUCAUGAAUUAAGAGCAAUCUUAAUGAUUUAGUGUUUACUUAAAGUGGACUUUCCUGCAUAGAGUGGAGGCAGCUAUGUGACUGGAAAACAGUAGUGACCAUAGUAAUUGACCCCACCAAUGGUCCCACAGGUAUAUUGUGGUGUCUUACAGUGUUUCAGCAUUAAUUCCUAGUGAACUGACAGUUAAAAAAUGCCAAACUCCACUCUGUGUUGGUGAUAUGUACACUUUAAAUGACUGAACAUUCUAUAUGAAAAUAUGUUUAUAUCAUAUAUUUAUGUUUACAAGUGUAGUUGAAUAUCUAUUAUUUUUGUAAAUAUUGUGCAUUUAAUGUAAUUGCUUUUUAGAUUUAGAGAAUUCAAGGGUCAUUUGUUAAUGGGGUGCCAAACUAGUAAACUUGUCUUUUUGGGGGCUUUUUCAGAUAGC
Messenger RNA from Nanorana parkeri, 1067 nucleotides. It is a transcript of the gene CNRIP1, whose product is annotated as cannabinoid receptor interacting protein 1. Gene Ontology annotation, biological process: negative regulation of signaling receptor activity. The transcript has 3 exons. Lineage: Eukaryota; Metazoa; Chordata; Amphibia; Anura; Dicroglossidae. Gene Ontology annotation, molecular function: type 1 cannabinoid receptor binding. Bases 64 to 552 code for a protein of 162 amino acids. The record is from RefSeq and is a predicted model, not a curated record. Gene Ontology annotation, cellular component: plasma membrane.